GUUGUUUUGUUUUGUGUGUUCUGCUUUUCGCCAUGAUCUCCGUGAUCAUGCCGUGCCGCAACGGCAUGCCGUUCCUGCCGUGGGCCCUGGACGACUUGGCUUCCAGCAGCGUCGCCCUGGAGGUCCUCGUCUGUGACGACGGCAGCUCUGACGGCUCCGCAGAGUGGCUGCAGAGGCUGCACACGGCACUGGAGGCGCCCGACGUGCCCGACGCGCCCGACGCGCCCAGCGCGCCUGACGCACCCGGCGCGCCCGACGCGCCUGACGGGGAGAGCUGGGACCCGGCGUGCGGCCUGAGCUCGGACACGCCAUGGGUGCAGCAGGAGCCAUGGCCCGGAGAAGAUGCAGCUCCCAGCCCCGCAGUGGUGUCGAGGAAGAUGUGCGCUGCCGGCCAUCGCUUGGUGCUUCUGAACAGCGGAGGCAGAGGCCAAGGUGCAGCUCAGAAUGCUUGCCUUCAGGCCGCCUCUGCUCCGCUUGUCGGUCUCAUGGACGCAGACGACCGGGGAGAUCCCGAACGCUUCCAGAAGCUGUUGGAUGCACUCAAAGACCACCGUGACUGGAUAGGCGCUUGCAGCCAAGUGCGCAUCUUCGGGACAGUUUCGGAGGGCAUGGCGAGAUAUGUGCAGUGGCAGAACAGCCUUCUGCAGCCCGAGGAGCUGAUGCAGAGCCGUUUCGUGGAGAUCCCGGCCCUGCACCAGUCUGGAUUGUAUCCUAGGUCUUUGCUGCUGGAGACGCUGCAGGGCUACCGCGAUCUGCCCGGCUGGCCCAUCGACAUCGACACCUGGAUGCGGCUAGCGGAGGCAGGAGCUCGCAUCGGCAAGGUCCCGAUGCAGCUCUACGGCUGGCGCCAGCACACACUCCAAAGCACCAGGAACCAUGGCCGGUGCGGAAUUGACCGGCUGCGCAAUUGCAAAGCGCACUUCCUGCUCCGCAGCUUGCCGAAGAUUCGUCGCCUAGAGAUUUGGAGCACGGGCGAGACCCUCGCGCGCUGGAGGGAGGCUUUGCAGUCCCAGAUGCCAAAGGAGGCACGCAUGGAGCUGGCUUUGCUUGACUGGCGGCCAAAGGGCCGGAGCCGUGGAGGAGCUCGCAGAAAGGAGGGCGAGGGCGGCGGCGGCGGCGGCGGCGGCGGCGCGGCUGCUUAUGCUACCGUGAAGACAGAGGUGGAGUUGGCUGCUGAGAUGGAUGGAGACGGCGAGGCAACCAGCCAAGGGCAGGCGGUCAUCCAUGAAGCUAUACCCUGCUCUUCACCUCCACCUCCACUGGACAGGUCCCAUGAGUCUGUUGCCCGGGCCAGCAGUCUUCGUCUUUGGAAGUGAGAAGCUGCGGGCGAAGGCCAAAAUGUCCAGCGAAGCGUCUAGCGAAGCGCCCGGUCGAUGGGGCCGACUGGAUUGGCCCGCGGCAUGAACAAAGG
This is a messenger RNA of Effrenium voratum, 1411 nucleotides long. NCBI's taxonomy places the organism in Eukaryota, Dinophyceae, Suessiales, Symbiodiniaceae. The record is from the annotation of a GenBank genome assembly.